Messenger RNA from Lindgomyces ingoldianus, 1844 nucleotides. RefSeq names its product MFS quinate transporter-like protein. The transcript has 7 exons. Gene Ontology annotation, cellular component: membrane. The coding region runs from base 1 to 1707 and encodes 568 amino acids. Gene Ontology annotation, molecular function: carbohydrate:proton symporter activity. Gene Ontology annotation, biological process: transmembrane transport; carbohydrate transport. The record is from RefSeq and is a predicted model, not a curated record. Lineage: Eukaryota; Fungi; Ascomycota; Dothideomycetes; Pleosporales; Lindgomycetaceae.
AUGUGGAACCCUUGGCGAGAAAAUCUUAAGGACACUCCCAAAGAGUCUCUAAACUGGAGACUCUGGUAUGGCGUCUUCGUCUUCGGCCUGAUGGGUGCUGCUCGCGGCAUCGAUGAAGGUCUAAUCGGCACAACUGCGGAACUGAAGCCCUUCCAGGAUAAAUUCGGCCUCAAAGAUCCUUCUAAAUCCAAGCACGACCGAGCGGAACUACUCUCCAACAUCACUUCCAUGGUCCAGAUGGGAUCUAUCCUCGGUGCACUUAUUGCCUUCUACCUUACGGACAAGAUUGGAAGAUUAUGGGCAACAAGGCAAUUGUGUUGUUUGUGGGUACUAGGGAUUAGUAUUUUCCUGGCUAGUGCGAGGACGGGAAAUCUUGGAAUGGUAUAUGCGGGGAGGUUUAUUGCAGGGAUUGGGAUCGGACAGACAACAGUUGUGGCACCGACGUAUUUGGCGGAGACCGCGCCGAGGGCCAUCCGGGGACUUUGUGUUUGUGCGUUUGCUGGUGCGGUUUAUAUUGGCAUCAUGCUCGCCUAUUUCGCGUCUUGGGGAUCUUCGAUUCAUAUCUCGUCGAAGACGGAUGCGCAAUGGCUUGUUCCAAACAGCAUGCACUUGAUGUUUGCUGGCAUAAUCUUUACUCUUUCCUUCUUCUCACGCGAGUCUCCACGCUGGCUCAUCAAAGUUAGUCGACAUGAAGAAGCCCUGGAAACACUUUCUCGCUUACGUCAACUGCCAUCCGACCACCCCUAUGUUACUAGCGAAAUCAUUGAUAUUAACGACCAGCUAAACCGCGAACGAGAAGCUACUAUGGGUACUAGUUGGCUCGGUCCGAUUAGAGAGCUAUUUGCUAGCAAAGGGAAUCUGUACAGGAUCCAGUUGAGCAUCAUGUCGCAGUUGCUUGCCCAAUGGUCUGGUGCUAAUAGCAUCACUAUUUACGCCCCGCAAUAUUUCGAGAUGAUGGGCACAACAGGCCAAAACGAAAAACUCUUCGCAACCGCCAUCUUCGGGCUCGUCAAGUUCAUCUCCAGCAUCUUAUGCGCCUUCUUACUUAUCGACCUCAUCGGACGCAAGCGCGCUCUCUCCUCCGGCAUAACGCUCCAGCUCUUCGCAAUGCUGUAUAUGGCGAUCUUCCUCCUCAUUGAUAACAACAUCGCCGACAAAGAUGUCGCGCAAACUCCCUCCCAGAAACGAGCGGCAACGGGCGCCAUUGUCAUGAUCUAUUUCUCCGGGUUCGGCUGGGCGUUGGGCUGGAAUAGUAUUCAGUAUUUGAUCAACAGUGAGAUUUAUCCGUUGAGGUUGAGGGCACUGGGCGGGAGUAUUGCGAUGACGUUUCAUUUUGUUAAUCAGUAUGGGAAUUCGAAGGCAGAAGUUAAUCGAGGGUGUAUACAGGCGGUCCCGCUUAUGUUCCUAGCCAUGACUACCGGAGGAACCAUGCUCUUCUUCAGCUGUGUGACGGCUAUCGGUUUAGCUUGGGUGUGGUUUUUCCUGCCAGAGACUACAGGUAAAUCCCUCGAGGCUAUGGAUGAGAUGUUCAAUCUGCCAUGGUAUCUUAUCGGCCGUAAGGGUGCGCAGCUUACGCGCGGAAGUGGAGGGAUCGCGGAGGUUAUGGAUGUUGAGGGCGAGAAAGCUGCUGCCGCGCAGAUGGAAAAGGUCUCAGGCACGAGGGAGGUUGAGAGAGUGGGGAGUCAGACGGCAGAGCUGAAGGUUUAAGUUAGUUAAACUGGGAAUGAGUGGAUGGGCUAAUUUACGGAGGUUCGCUGUGGCGAGUGAACAAUCUGGAAGUUAAAGGCAAGGUCUUCUACCCCGAAGCUAAGCCAACAAACUAUAGGUUUCAAGCACAAUCAACC